CAAUACAAUUAGUCAACAAAAAUUUCUCGAAUAAAUAUGAUAGUUAAAAUUUGUUUUUAUAUAUUUUCAAUGUAAAUUCAUAAAAUUAUAAACAGAUUAUCCGUAACAAACGGAGUAACAACAUCAACCAUGGUUUACAUAGAUAGAGAUGGACGUGUUCUCAGCCAUCGACCUUGGAAUCUGGCUCGCGUUCUGGGUAUUUUCACAGGACUAUGGUUUACCAUAGUGUGUUUCAUGAGGACCCUUUUUGCACCAUUUACAAAUCAAAACAGAGGCAGUAAUGGUAGGCAAGGCGGUGGCUGGAAUUCUGGUGGUGGUGGCGGUGGUGGAGGAGGAGGUGGUGGUGGUGGUUGGGGCUCAGGAAAUAGUGGUGGUAACAAUAGUGGAGGUAAUGGAGGACUACGACCAAACAGACGUAUUGGUCGCAUAACGAAUUCUAUGGAUUGUAACAUACCUGGCGGUGGAUGAUCGCGGUAAUGUGUCCGUGCUUUAAAUAAGUGCUUAAGCUAAGUAUGGCUAUCACACCUACAUAGUUUUUGCACGCUCGGACACUGCUGAAAUUUAGUGUGAUAUUUUCUCUUUUGCAUUUUUAUUUGCACGUAUGACGAAUUACUUGUAAACUCAUAUUUGAGAGAAGUAGUUCUGAAAACUUUUGUAGAGGAAAUUCACACAACUAAACUCCACUUAUUUUUGAAGCUAUUUUUUAAAAAUAAUUAACAUCCUAGUACAAUUAUAAAUAUUAUUUAGAUCUAAAACUAUUACUAAA
Molecule: messenger RNA, 766 nt
Organism: Teleopsis dalmanni
Lineage: Eukaryota; Metazoa; Arthropoda; Insecta; Diptera; Diopsidae
Product: glycine-rich selenoprotein-like
Exons: 3
Coding region: 130-468 (112 amino acids)
Biological process (GO): endoplasmic reticulum calcium ion homeostasis; calcium ion transport
Cellular component (GO): endoplasmic reticulum membrane; Golgi apparatus
Source: RefSeq, a predicted model, not a curated record